Messenger RNA from Pipistrellus kuhlii (Kuhl's pipistrelle), 1965 nucleotides. RefSeq names its product family with sequence similarity 185 member A (gene FAM185A). The record is from RefSeq and is a predicted model, not a curated record. Lineage: Eukaryota; Metazoa; Chordata; Mammalia; Chiroptera; Vespertilionidae. The transcript is spliced from 8 exons. The coding region runs from base 222 to 1394 and encodes 390 amino acids.
CCUGUCCGGGAGGAAACAUACAGCUUUGAAAUUGCAACUUCGCGGCGUGUGCGGUUGAGGUGUCCAUCCCUAGGGACACCGAGCAUUCUUGCUCUGCUUCAGCAACCCCCCCGCAAACGUCUCUCUUUGGACCUGAGCCGGCGCAGUGCCGAGUCGCCUGGUGGUGGUGAGACCGGCCUGUGGCUGAAGUGACACCUGAGGGCGUGAGAGGGGCGCGCGCCAUGAUCGCCCCCCGCCUGGGCCGGGGGCUCGGCUGCCUCGGGCUCGGUCACCCCCUCCGAGUGUGGCGGGCCGGCGAGGCCACUGGGCGCUGUCAGGCCCGGCGGCUGCACGGCUCGGGGGGCGGCGAGCGCCGGCCGGGGUCCGAGCCCGAGGUCUGGCCGCCGGGCCCCGCGCGCCGCCCGCUGCGGGAGUGGGCGCUGCGGGUGAGCCCGUUCGGCCGGCUGCGGGCGCGGCUGCCGUGCCACCUGGCUGUGCGGCCUCUGGACCCCCUCGCCUACCCGGACGCCGACCACGUGCUGGUCGCCCUGAGUGGCGUGGAGGGCGGCGCGCGGGACCCGGCCGGCCUGCGCGUUCGGUACGACGAGGCGCUGAAGGAGGUGGCCAUCGAGGCUGACACCGUCGACCCCCAGGCGUCCGUGCAGGUGGACGCGCCCCUCAAGUUUGAUUUGAAUAUCAAGUCUUCAGGGUCUGGCUGUAUAAAAGUGCAAAAUAUUGAGUGUGAUAAUUGCAAAAUUGAAACUGAGCAUGGGACUAGCAUCUUACAGUCUGUUAAGAGUCAAAAAUUACAUGUUCAAACUAAAGGAGGCAAAGUAAUCUGUCUGGGAACAAUUUAUGGAAAUAUAGAUAUUCAUGCAUCAGAUAAAAGUACUGUGACCAUAGAUAAACUGCAGGGAAGUUGUGUCAAUAUAUCUACUGAAGAUGGCUUGCUGAAAGCCAAGUAUCUUUACACAGAAUCAUCAUUUCUAUCUUCUGCUGCUGGGGAUAUUACAUUAGGAAGUAUUCAUGGUAAUAUAACAUUACAAAGCAAGAUGGGUAAUAUCACAGUAGACUCAUCCUCUGGAUGUCUAAAAGCCUCAACUCAUCAGGGUGCCUUAGAUGUUUAUGUCAGCCAACUGGGGAAGGUGGAAUUGAAAUCCCAUAAAGGCUCUGUUCUUGUCAAAGUCCCAUCUUCUCUUCAAGUUCAUUUACAGUUAUCAGGAAAAGAGGUCAAUGUGAGCUCAGAAGUCGAUGUUCAAGAGAUGGCCAAAACUCAUAAAGAUGAUGGUGUAAUAAUUACUGGGCUCAUGAAUCAAGGAAGCAAACUUGAAAAAUGGAUUAAGGCUGAUGCCCCAAAAGGCACUGUAAGUUUUAGAAAUCAAAGCUGGUUUCAGUCCCUGAAACUGCAAGACUGAAUGGUUUGAGCCUGGCCGGUGUAGUUUAGUGGUUGAGCAUCUGCUUAUGAACCAGUAGAUCACAGUUUGAUUCCUGUUCAGGACACAUGUACAGUUUUAGGCUCGAUCCCCAGUAGGUGUGCAGGAGGCAGCCAAUCAAUGAUUCCCUCUCAUCAUUGAUAUUUCUAUGUCUCCCUUUCUUUUUUUAAAAAAGGAAUAGUUUGAGUUGUAUUUAUAAUUUUAAUAAUUAGUACAUCAACAGCUACAAAAAUGCAAAUUUCACUGUUCAUAUAUUAUAAAUAUUGAAAAUAACAAAUUGAAUGAGUACUGAAUUGUGGUUUGUUUGUUUUUGGGGGCUGUCAAAAUUUGUAUUUACCUGAUGUUUUAGUUUUCUUAUUGCUCUGUAAAAUACUACUUACAAACUUACCGACUUAAAAUAACACCCAUUUAUCAGCUCACAGUUCUAUAGGUCAAGAGCCUGGUUAGAUUCUCCAUUCAGGAUACCCAUCAGGCUGAACUCAAGAUGCUGGCUGGACUUAGUUCUCAUCUGACUGCUCUGGUAAAAUAAAAUAAAAUAAAUCUUCCAAGCUCA